UGGUAAGUCUAUCGGCGCAUGGUUCCGGUUUGCGUGUUACUUCCUUCUUCUUGCUUCAGGUUAAACCUGUCGGCUAACACUGUCUUUCGGCCAAACAACAACAAAAUUUUCAAGAAGACAACAUAAACCGUAUCAGUGGAAGCCAAGGGCUUGGAGUCCAAAAUGCAAGUAUCUCCAGAAUGGAAACAUGCGGGAUUUACUGUGUCACUUUUCCACUGACGAUUUUGGGGGAGAGAGGGAGAGGGGAAGAACAGGAAGAAUAAGGGACGCUAAAAAAUAAUGGAGUAGCCACAUCCGCUGCCAUUUGAUUCGUUCCUCAGAUGUUCUGCUGCUACGCCGGCAUGUCCCUCUGCACCACCACCAGCACCGCUGCCGCCACCACGGUUUUAAGGAGGGUGGUCAAGGUCUUUCCUGCUCUACGCAGCAGAAGAACCUACCAACCCGCCAAACUCAUUAUCGCGGCCCACUCGACUUCACCAGACGUUGAAUCUGCUGCUGCCACAAAGCGUUGGAAGCCUCUAUGCCUCUACCACACGCAGGGACAGUGCACAAUGGUGAAUGACGCUGCGCACCUUGAAAAAUUCAAUCACAAUUUCUCAAAUGAAUUCCAAGUUGGUGCAAACGAUGUAGAAAACUUGACUCCUCAGCACGUGGAUUAUUUCUUGGUACUUGACUUGGAAGGGAAAGUUGAGAUUCUAGAGUUCCCUGUUGUAAUGAUUUGUGCAAAGACCAUGGAGUUCGUUGAUUCUUUCCACAGGUUUGUGAGGCCAACAAAAAUGAGCGAGCAGAGGAUAAAUGAAUAUAUUGAAGGAAAGUAUGGGAAGCUAGGCAUUGAACGUGUCUGGCAUGAUACGGCAGUACCUUUCAGGGAAGUGCUUCAAGACUUCGAGUUGUGGCUGGCACACCAUUGUUUGUGGCAAAAGGAGCUGGGUGGAUCUCUUCAUCCUGCAGCAUUUGUGACUUGUGGAAAUUGGGACAUAAAGACAAAAAUUCCUCAACAGUGUACUGUCUCCGGUAUUGAGGUGCCAUCAUAUUUCAAAGAGUGGAUCAACCUGAAGGAUGUCUAUCUCAACUUCUACAGAAGAAGGGCCACCGGAAUGAUGACCAUGAUGAGGGAAUUGGGCAUCAGCAUGCUGGGCAGCCACCACUUAGGAAUUGAUGAUGCAAAGAACAUUGCAAGGGUAUUACAGCGCAUGCUUAGUGAUGGUGCUCGAUUGCAGAUAACAGCAAGGAGGAGUCCCAACCAUCGUGGUGAUGUGGAAUUCUUUUUCAAGAACAGAAUUAGAUAGCAGAAGUUAAAUCAUCAGUAGAAGUUUUUUUGAUGUAAUUUUGAUGACAAUGUCAUGAUUUGUAGUAACUUAUUUGCCCAUUCUAGAAGGACCACGACAUGCAUGCAAAUGCAUAUGCUUAUGCA
Nymphaea colorata (pocket water lily) is the source of this 1414-nucleotide messenger RNA. RefSeq lists its product as uncharacterized. The record is from RefSeq and is a predicted model, not a curated record. Bases 321 to 1289 code for a protein of 322 amino acids. Lineage: Eukaryota; Viridiplantae; Streptophyta; Magnoliopsida; Nymphaeales; Nymphaeaceae. Gene Ontology annotation, biological process: exonucleolytic trimming to generate mature 3'-end of 5.8S rRNA from tricistronic rRNA transcript (SSU-rRNA, 5.8S rRNA, LSU-rRNA). The transcript is spliced from 6 exons. Gene Ontology annotation, molecular function: 3'-5'-RNA exonuclease activity; nucleic acid binding.